Cynoglossus semilaevis (tongue sole) is the source of this 571-nucleotide messenger RNA. It is a transcript of the gene lyrm4b, whose product is annotated as LYR motif containing 4. The record is from RefSeq and is a predicted model, not a curated record. Gene Ontology annotation, biological process: iron-sulfur cluster assembly. The transcript has 3 exons. NCBI's taxonomy places the organism in Eukaryota, Metazoa, Chordata, Actinopteri, Pleuronectiformes, Cynoglossidae. Gene Ontology annotation, cellular component: L-cysteine desulfurase complex; mitochondrion. Bases 72 to 326 code for a protein of 84 amino acids.
GAACACACCAUUCGACGGGUCCUAAUGUUAAACGGCAGUGGCGGAGAAGCAGCAGCGUCUUACGCAUCAAGAUGGCUGCGUCCAGUCGAGCUCAGGUGAUUUCUCUGUAUAGGACGAUGCUGAGAGAAAGUAGCAAGUUUUCUUCAUAUAACUACAGGACAUAUGCAGUAAGGCGAGUGCGCGAUGCCUUCAGGGCCAACAGCAACAUAGAGGAUCCAAGGACGUUGGAGAGACUGAUGGAGGAGGGACGGAAUACACUGGCAGUGAUUCAGAGACAGGUGGCUGUGGGAAGGAUGUAUGAGACACAAAAGACUGUGGUGGAGUGAAAGGACCAGGGGUCGGAGGAACAGCCCUCGACACAAACACGUUUAUUUGCACAUAGACGUGACCAGGUGCAGGUGGUUUUGGCUGAAAUGCAUUGUGGGGAAGAAAGCAGCGAGCAGCCGUUCAGAGUUUAGACCUGAUUAUUGACACGUCAGUGCAUCGUCCUGUUACACACUCUUAGGAUCAUUACCAUGUGAUUGUUUUAUUGAUUUAUUCUGUUUAACAUCCACAUCCAAACAAACCUAAA